AUGGCUAUCGAAAAGCUUGAACAACUCGACGUAGUAGAACUUGCUGGUAAUUCAACUGAAAAUGAAAAAAUUGUUAAUUAUAUCAACGAUCUAAAUGAACAUUUCAAAAUUAAACAAGUUCAUAUAAUUGAAAGUCCAACAAAAAUAAUUUAUCAGUUACGAUUUGAAGAUCAAAGUGAUGUAAAUAUAGUUAAAUUCAUGUUAAAAUCCUCGCAAAAGUAAAUAGAAAAUAAGAAUAACGCGUUAUUAGAAAUCGAUAAAUCAUCAAAUCUAAAUGAUUCAUAUUGUUGUUCAAAUGAGCAUUCAUUAUCAAAUUCUUCAACACGAUUAUCUGAUACAGAAUCUGUUGAAACUAUAUUUUCAAUGUUAAUGAAUCAACGAAAAGCACUUUAG
Rotaria sp. Silwood2 is the source of this 393-nucleotide messenger RNA. The record is from the annotation of a GenBank genome assembly. Lineage: Eukaryota; Metazoa; Rotifera; Eurotatoria; Philodinida; Philodinidae.